Choloepus didactylus (southern two-toed sloth) is the source of this 8014-nucleotide messenger RNA. RefSeq names its product MLX interacting protein (gene MLXIP). Lineage: Eukaryota; Metazoa; Chordata; Mammalia; Pilosa; Megalonychidae. Gene Ontology annotation, cellular component: nucleus. Gene Ontology annotation, biological process: regulation of transcription by RNA polymerase II. The record is from RefSeq and is a predicted model, not a curated record. The coding region runs from base 132 to 2903 and encodes 923 amino acids. The transcript has 17 exons. Gene Ontology annotation, molecular function: protein dimerization activity; DNA-binding transcription factor activity, RNA polymerase II-specific; RNA polymerase II cis-regulatory region sequence-specific DNA binding.
CCGCGCCCUCCCCCUCCCGCCCCGCGGCGCGCCCGCGGACACUCCGCGCGCGGACCCGGCCGGCGCCUCCUCAGCUUCGGUCGCCGGCGUCGCCUCGGGCCCCGGGGGAUGCCCCUGGCCGGGCUCCGCUCAUGGCCGCCGACGUCUUCAGGUGCUCCCCGCGCCGGGCCCGCAGCCGCGGCCGCCCGGUGCUGCUCAAGCCCCAGGUGCCGGAGGACGACGACGACUCGGACACGGACGAGCCGUCCCCGCCGCCCAUCUCCGGCGCGACCGCCUCGUCCCGGGCUCAGGCGAGCGCCGCGCCGCCGGCGUCCCGGGCCGGGCCGGGCCGUGAGGAGCCUCCGCGCCGCCAGCAGAUCAUCCACAGCGGCCACUUCAUGGUGUCGUCGCCGCACCGCGAGCACCCGCCCAAGAAGGGCUACGAUUUCGACACGGUCAACAAGCAGACGUGCCAGACCUACAGCUUCGGCAAGACCAGCUCCUGCCACCUGUCCAUCGACGCCUCGCUCACCAAGCUCUUCGAGUGCAUGACGCUGGCCUACAGUGGAAAGUUGGUGUCUCCAAAGUGGAAGAAUUUCAAGGGCCUGAAGCUCCAGUGGAGAGACAAGAUCCGGCUCAAUAACGCCAUCUGGCGGGCGUGGUACAUGCAAUAUUUGGAGAAGCGCAAGAACCCUGUGUGCCACUUUGUCACUCCAUUGGAUGGCUCUGUGGAUGUAGAUGAGCAUCGCCGACCAGAGGCCAUCACCACAGAAGGGAAAUACUGGAAAAGCCGGAUUGAGAUUGUGAUCAGGGAAUACCACAAGUGGAGAACAUACUUCAAGAAAAGGCUACAGCAGCACAAGGAUGAGGACCUCUCCAGCCUGGCCCAGGAUGAUGAUAUGCUGUAUUGGCACAAGCAUGGGGACGGAUGGAAGACCCCCGUCCCCAUGGAGGAGGACGCACUGCUGGAUACGGACAUGCUCAUGUCAGAGAUCAGCGAUACCCUCUUCUCCACGCUCUCUUCACACCAACCAGUUGCCUGGCCCAACCCACGGGAAAUAGCGCAUCUGGGCAAUGCGGACAUGAUUCAGCCAGGACUGAUCCCUUUGCAGCCCAACCUGGACUUCAUGGACACAUUCGAGCCUUUCCAGGACCUCUUCUCUUCCAGCCGCUCCAUUUUUGGCUCCAUGCUGCCUGCACCUGCCUCUGUAGCUGCACCAGAUCCCAACAGUCCACCUGCUCAGGAGAGCAUGCUGCCGACCACCACUCUCCCCACCGUGAACCUCCCCGACAGCCUCAUUGCACCCCCUGCAGCCACCUCUCUGGACCCCACGGAUACACAGAGCUGUGACCGUGGUUCCCGGCCUGGGGGUCCUUUUCUCCACUCUUCAGAAUUUGGCCCCUCUGAGCCACCACUGAGUGUUCCACAGACUUUCCUCCCUGUCUUCACUGUGCCCUUACUGCCUCCCAGUCCUGGCCCCACGUCCGCUUCACCUGCAUUACCAGUAGUUCCCCCGCCUGCUGCUGCCCUGAGUGUCCCAGCCCCACCCGCCUUCCUGCAGCCACAGAAGUUUGGAGUCAGCAAAGCUCCCUCUGUUAUCACCCACACAGCUUCAGCCACCCUCACUCACGACGCCUCUGCCACCACCUUCAGCCAGAGCCAGGGCCUUGUGAUCACAACCCACCACCCCACCCCAGCACUGUCCCCCUGCGGUCUGGCGCUGUCCCCUCUCCGCGCACCAACUCUUGCAGCCCCCCAGCCCCAUUUAACUUUCGUCCACCCCAAACCUUUACCCUUGACUGGGGGGAGGCCCAAGCAGCCCCCCAAAAUAGUGCCUGCUCCCAAACCAGAGCCUGUGUCCUUGGUGUUAAAGAAUGCUUGCAUCACCCCAGCUGCCUUUUCAGGACAACCACAAACAGUGAUUAUGACUUCGGGCCCUCUGAAGAGAGAAGGGAUUUUAGCUUCCACCGUGAACCAGUCCAAUGUGGUCAUUGCCCCUGCCGCCAUUGCCGGGGCUCCUGGAGUCACGGAGUUCCACAGUGGCAUCCUGGUUGCAGACCUCAGCCAAACGAGCAGCCAGCCUGCCCCCAGCUCCCGGCUCUUCUCACCAAGUACCGUGCAAGACUCUCUGGUGAAGGGCGAGCAGGGCCCGCUGCCAGGGGGCAGCCCCCAGAUCCCUGCUGCGAGUUCUAGUCGCGACGGCCCGAACUCGGGGCAGGCCUCUCCCUGUGCUUCAGAGCAGAGCCCCAGUCCUCAGUCUCCUCAGAACAGCUGCUCAGGGAAAUCUGCAGACCCCAAAAAUGUGGCUGCCUUAAAGAACCGGCAGAUGAAGCACAUUUCAGCGGAACAGAAGAGACGCUUCAACAUCAAGAUUGGCUUUGAUACUCUGAACAGUUUGAUUUCUAAUAACUGCAAGCUGACCAGCCACGCCAUCACCUUGCAGAAGACCGUGGAGUACAUCACCAAGCUCCAGCAGGAGAGGAGCCAGAUGCAGGAGGAAGCCCGGCGGCUGCGGGAAGAGAUUGAGGAGCUCAACGCCACCAUCAUCUCCUGCCAGAAGCUGCUCCCUGCCACAGGCGUCCCUGUCACCCGACGCCAGUUUGACCACAUGAGAGACAUGUUUGAUGAGUAUGUGAAAAGCCGGACCCUGCAGAAUUGGAAGUUCUGGAUUUUUAGUAUCAUUAUCAAGCCCCUGUUCGAGUCGUUCAAGGGGAUAGUGUCCACCAGCAGCCUGGAAGACCUCCACCGCACAGCGCUGUCCUGGCUGGACCAGCACUGCUCCCUGCCCGUCCUCAGGCCGAUGGUGCUGAACACCCUCCGGCAUCUGAGUACCACCACCUCCAUCCUGACGGACCCGUCGCAGUUGCCAGAGCAGGCAUCGGAGGCCGUCACCCGAAUUGGCAAGAGAGUGGGGGCGUCUUAGCAGCACGUGGCUGCCUGUGGCUGCAUGCUGCGCCAUCGAGGUCCUCUCCUGCCCGUGGGGAGGAAGCUUCACCCAUGCCUUCCCUGAUGCCUCAGGACCUCCCUCCACCUCGGUCGGCCACAGGCCGCUCGUAGCACCACUCUCAGGUCUGCAGCAGGUUCGGGUCCUGCCGACAGCAGUUGCCCGUCGUUGGGAGCCCUUUGCUGUGAGCUCUCACCCGGUGACAUCAGUCACCAGCUUCCCUGCCCUUGGUGCCACGCAGACAAAGGGAAAUGCCUGCUCUUUCCAGUCCUGUCCUGCCAGUGGCCUGCCAGGGCCCACGGUGCCAGUGAACAGAGUAGACGGACAGAGGAAGACAAACGCUGUUCUCACCAGUUAGGAAACAUUGAGGGUCCCUUCCCAGUUUCUAUUUUGAGACUUGCACAUCUUCCCUCCUGUCAAAUCGUUGUUCACUUUCACUGUCCUGAAUGACUCUCUGUACCCGAGCUCUGAUCUUGCUGAGGGAGCAGUUGGAGGGCGUCUCUCUCCUCCAAACCCUGGCCGUGUCAGAGCCUUGUGGAUCGAUGUGGGUUUCUGUUCAGGCUUAAUGUGGUGGACGUGCCUUCUUCAGAGAAACCCCAGAUCACAGGUGUGCAGAAAGAGUGGAUGCGAAUGCACGCAUGGCAUGAAGGAAGCAGAAACCCUGCAACGCUGCUGCUCUGCUUGGAAGCACUUCUGGUUGGGUUUCUAUUUUCUGGUGUUUUUGUUCUACUUGGCACUGCAGUAUACGAGCAUCGCUGCCUGAGAGUCACGAAGUGGGACUCCCCGAGGCCCCCCAGGCACCACCUUGUGGCUGCAGCCCUGCUGCCUGGUUUCUGCUGGUUUCCAGGCUGCCCCUCUGAAGAGUCCGGAGUGUCUAAUGGAAGAGGUCUAGCAGGUGGACGAGCACUCCACCAUGUUGCUGCCCUCAGUCUGGCCAUGUUGCCUCACACUGUUCAGCCAGGAGCCCCAAACCGUAACAAUUUUUGGACCAAAGAUAUCACCACACUCACAGACUGUCUUGUUUUUGUUUUGAGGAAGAAAUUGAAUGUCGACAGGCAGAACUCUGAGAUGUUUACCCUCUGAGUUGAUGGCAGUAAAGGACAGUGGUCAGAUUAUCUGAGUGGCGGGGUAGCCUGAGCACAGCGGCCGUGCCAAAAGGUGUCCACUGCCCCGAGGGGGCGGUUGGAGAUGCCACAGGCAGGGGGUGCCAGACCCAGCCUCAUCCUCAUCUGCCUCUUUUCUCUCUCAAGUUCAGGAAACCCAACCAAGGACACCUCCUCACAGAGCGGGUGAGCUUCCGACAUCCUCCUGGGGAUCAGCAGGCAACCCGUGGGCCCUCCGCCAGCCUCUCCUCACCGCUCCCUGCCUGCUGCCGCCGAAGUCCGGGCAGUGCUGGUGCAGGUGCAGGCGUCCCGGGAGGGCUCGGAGGGACCCUGGGAGCCGUGGGCGGAGAGGACGCACAUGUCCCUCUUGAAGCUCAGGACCCGUUCAGAGGCGCCCGCUGGCUCCUGCAGGCCUGCUGGACUACUGUCCGGAAGGGACAGCCAGCUCUGCCCAGCCUUGGCUGAGGGAGGACGGAGAAGAGGAGGGGUUUCCUCCCCCUCCCACCGGCCAUGCCACGAACCCCGCAGCUGGGUCGCUGGCCCAAGCCUGCCCGCUUGUCUGUGUUUCUGCCCCAUGCAAGGGCAGCUUGGAGGUGCCACCCCAGCCUCACGAGGAAACGCGUUUACAGGCCUCCCGUCUUGUGCUCGCCCUCGGGAAAGAGAUGAGUCCGGGCUGGCCCUUGACAUUUCCACUGCAACAUGGUGACCGAAGUCAUCCUGCACUCCCAGGACAAGCAAGAAGCUGCCCUUCUAGAGGGAAAGACCUCCAUGGAAAAGAUAGCACUAAGGUCAAAAGGAAAAAAAGGAAAACAAAAACGAAGUACCUAGCUGUGAAGGGCUUGUGGAGGAUUGUGAGCUCAGCUCCUCUUCCAAAUCCCGUGCCUUCAUAGAAUAUGGAGGUGAUGGCAGUUGCUGGCCGAGCUGAGGACUUUCCUAAAUCGCAGUUUGCUUGCCACCCCUCACUGGGGAAUCGUUUUGUUUUGUUUUGAACUCCAUGGGAUAUAAAAUUGGCCUUUUGCUGCUUUGGCCUGCCUCUCCCUUUUGUUGAAUUAAUGUUCAUGAUUCCAUGUUUCAGCAAGUAUUUAAGGCUGUUGAUUGUGUGAGGCUUGAAGAGUGUGGGCGAGUGUGGGGGUGCGCGUGACGGGGUGGUUAUGGCCAAGUCCGUCCCAGCAGACUGGUAACUAGAUGCAUGGUUUUGUUUUUUAGAUAUUUACUUAAAAUCAUAUCUUUUGGUGCUCAAAAUUACAUGGCUAUAAGGCCACAGAGUUGUAUCUGUUGUGACAGAGAUAAUUGUUUCUUAUCCUAGUUUUCUGCCUUUGAAAUCUUGCCUGAUGACCUCACAGACGAAGUAGCCCAGCCUUGGUCUCUGUCCUGGGCUCCUGGGCAAGGCUGCAGGGGUGCCGUGGCCCCUGUCCAUGGCUCUGCGGCUCUGACCGUAGGUCUGUGGCUUGUUUACUCUCGUUUUCACCCCAUUCCUGUCAUUACUUCCAGAAAAGCAAUGCUUUGGAGAAUAAGAAAAUCAUUGUGUGGGGUGGGAGGGCCUCUGGCAUAUAAGUCUGAAAGUAUGAUUCUGUGAACUCUUUCUAUGCCAUCUGCUGCCUUCACUCCACUGCUUGCUCUUUGAAAUGAAUGGGAAACACAAGGACUGAGCCUGCCUGCUGAGGGGGUUUCUGGAAGUCGACCCGCACGUCCUCCACAGUGUCUGCACCUGAGGAGACUCCAGAGGUCCUGGGGUUCUCUGGCUACCGUCCAGCUGUUUUUCAUGACACAGAAAUUAGUACUGAUGGAAGCACUGGGUCUUGUUGAGGAGAAAAGAAUAUGAGGGAGAAAGUGGUCAGCACAUGUAUGUGCUAGAGCCUUCACCAGGAGGAGAGUUGACCACUGUCAGCUUCGGUGCAUUUCAUUUUCUCCUACUUCCUGCCCUCGUGCCCUGAUCCAUACUUCUCUCUCUAGCUUAAAACUCAUGUCUCUCCCUUCUAGAGGCCAGCCUGUAAGGCUUGUCUGCUCUGAUGAUAGAAAUAAAAACCUGGAUUCAUAAAGGACACAGCUCCCACACCCCAUUACGGUGCCGAAUCCUUGUCCCUCCCCCACCAUUGCCGAUUCUGGCAGACCCAUCCUUGGGUUUUGCCUUGGGGAGCUCACAGCCUCUCCCUCCUCCCCACAGCCAGGGCUCAGUUACGGGCAUCCACAUGGGAGGGUGGCAGGGUGCAGCUGGGGACUGGAGGGGCGCUCCCUCCUCUCGGGUGGGGCCUCCCUUCCCUGAGGGCCCUGGCGUCCCCCAGAAGGCUGCUGAGGCCCGCACUAAAAGGGGCAGGUAUGCUGGCACUGUUUUAGAGAUACCAAAGUUGUACUUUCUACCUGGACAAGACCUCAUCUUCUCACAAGGGAAACCAGUUUUGUCUCUGUGGGUUCUGGAAGGUGGUUGUGGGUGCCGUGGACCCAGGGCCUGCCCUGGCUUCCCUUCCUUGGUUCAGCUCUUUCCGCUGGCUCCAGGCUGAGGCAUUGGGAGAACACCACGUCACCCUCCCACCCCCUUCCCGUGGUCACCUUGCUCCUUGGUGGUCUUCAUCCCACCUGCCUGAGAGCCCCCAAUCCCUGUGGUUCCUGAUAAGCCUGUAUAUAAGUUGAGCCACUCCUUUCUAGGGCAGGAAAAAUUGCCUUUCCCUAGGGAGCUCCUGUUUCACUUUAAGCUGUUUGCCAUCGAUGAAGCCUCCGCCCCCCACAGAUGGGGAACUUACCUUCACAAAGUAUUUUCAAGGCCAUGGUCUCGUCUGGGACAGGGUUUUGGGGAGAGCCCUGACUUUGGCAGGUGGUGUGUGCAGGUUGCGAGGUGGCUGGAUACCUGGGGUCACAGUGUGUUGUGGUUGUUGGUGCUCAGUGCCCUUGAUGCCUCAUCGUAUUAAAGCAUCAACUUAUUAAAGAGGACUCUGUCCACAUCUAAACCUGUACAAGGGGACGGGAGAGCGCACGGUUAGGGGUUGAAGAACUUUGAAGCUAAUAGGUUAUUUUUGCCAUUCAGAAGAUGUUUCGAUGUGCUUGGCAGGUUGUUGGGAUCUGAGUGGCGCCCGUGAAGCCCGUGGGGAGGCUGCAGAGGCUUCGGGAACAUAGAAGAAGCUUCAGCACCUCCCCGUGGCCCUGACAGAGCGGGCCUCAGAGAGGGUGGGCGAGCUUGAGCCGACCGGUGGCUUUUCAUUCUGAGGACCUGGCUCUCCUGGUGCACCAGGCAAGGGCUGCUUCCUUGCUGGGGCUUGUGAAAAUCAGCGUUUGAGGGAUACAGGGAAAUCCGAAUGCUGACUGCUGAACUCCAGGUGUGCAUGUGUGUAUGUGCCUGCACCUGGCUUUACUUAGGGGAAUUUUAUUUUUGUGAAAUUCUUUUCCAAGUAUGUAGCAAAAUUUAACUCUUGGUUCUACAGUCUUAACCCUGGUCUUAUAUAAUUCGAAGAAUUCUCUUCAUAGAGAUCUCUUGUUCUUGAGGUUGUGGAGGGUUGAGAGAAACUGAAGUUUUAUACGUUUCCAUAGAGUUUAGUUCCUGCAGUUAAAGGGGUCUGAUGGGCUCAGUCCUGGGCUGCAGGUCCCAGGCUGUGUUUCCCAAGGCAGCUCUGAGGCAGCCACUCUCCCCCCACGACGCCCCUGCCCCUCUCCCUGAAUCUGCCACGCCGCCAGGGAAAAGGAAGCACAGUCAUUUGCUAAUUUUGUUCUUUUUCUUUUUCAGGUUUCAGUUUAUUGUAUAAAUGGAUAAUUUUUCUGUUGUGAGUUGUGAUUGUUUCGGGGUUCCAUGGGUACAGAGUUAGACCUUGUGGCCUGAAAAAACAAAACCAGAGAGGACUCUUGACUGAGGCUUCCUCUGGCCCGUGUCAUCCUGCCCACCACCCGCUGUCACUCUCCUGUUGAGAAUCACGUUUCCACCAGCUGUAUCUAGCACUACAAUGCAUUUUUAAAAAUAUGUUUGCAUUCAAGACAAUAAAAACCUUAUUUUUUUGAAAAGCC